Molecule: messenger RNA, 834 nt
Organism: Glarea lozoyensis ATCC 20868
Lineage: Eukaryota; Fungi; Ascomycota; Leotiomycetes; Helotiales; Helotiaceae
Product: NAD(P)-binding Rossmann-fold containing protein
Exons: 3
Coding region: 1-834 (277 amino acids)
Source: RefSeq, a predicted model, not a curated record
AUGGAUCUCUCUCUUGCACUCGAAGACACUCACGUUCUGAUCACAGGUGGUACGGGGUUUAUCGGCUCCUCCACGGUCUCUUCUUUUCUGGCCGCAGGAGCUAGAGUAACAUCACUCGAUUUGAAGCCUCCCCCAGAGGAGGAGAAUCCCAGGUUCCAAUUCUUGACUUGCGAUAUCUCCUCAGAAGAGGACUUGGCAUCAGCUUUUGAAAAUGCUGCUAAAACCUUUGGUCCUGUAGCAACCUGCAUUGCACUUGCUUCACUAGACCUAUCUGUGCUAGACCACCACGAAAGUCUUGCAGACAUGAACAUUGAACAAUGGCGGAAAACGCAUCGUGUAAACGUCGAAGGGACAUUCUUGACAGCUAGAACUUGGCUCAAAUCUUUGAAGAAUCUAGCUGGCACAGAAGAAGCAACAUUACUGGCCAAAAAUGUAAGUUUAAUCAUCAUUGGGAGCGAGAGUGGGUGGUUUGGAGAAAGAGGCAAUGCAGACUACGCUGCUGGUAAAAGUGCCGUUCAAUGGGGUUUAUUGAAGAGCUUGGUAGGAGAUGUUGGCAGGAUCUGGCCAGGUGCUAGAGUGAAUGCUGUCGCACCGGGGCCAGUUGACACUGUCCAAUUCCAAAAAGAGUGUCAGCAAAAUCCAGAUCAGUAUUAUCUUGACGCGCAAGCUACCACGGGCUUGAAGCGACCAGUUCCGCCUCAGGAUGUGGCCAAAUCAAUAUUGUUCUUGGCCAGCCAAAAUUGGAGUGGCAGUAUUACAGGUCAUGUACUGAACGUCGAUUGUGGGAAACAAGGCAAGGUGAUGUGGACGAAGGAUGAUUUGCAUGGCAACUGA